Messenger RNA from Miscanthus lutarioriparius, 243 nucleotides. The record is from the annotation of a GenBank genome assembly. NCBI's taxonomy places the organism in Eukaryota, Viridiplantae, Streptophyta, Magnoliopsida, Poales, Poaceae.
AUGAAGCUCGUGCUGUGCUUCUGCAUCUGCGUCGUUCUCGUCACCGCCUCAUCGCCAGUCCAGCUCUCGGAUAGCAGCCCGCCGCUGGGGCGACGCUGGCUGCGAGACGAAGUUAUCAUUGCCAACGGCCCAGAAGGGAACACGACGACCUCUGCCUCUGUGUGGUCGGAGGAGGCGCCGGGGAUACCGUACGACGGGUCGAAGAGGCUCAGCCCCGGUGGUCCCAACCCGCAGCAUCACUAA